Molecule: messenger RNA, 2568 nt
Organism: Penicillium egyptiacum
Lineage: Eukaryota; Fungi; Ascomycota; Eurotiomycetes; Eurotiales; Aspergillaceae
Source: the annotation of a GenBank genome assembly
AUGGACGACUCGACCCCGACGCCCACCCAGCAAAAACGUCCUCGCGUGGCCGAAGAAAACCGCAAGCGAGCUGUCCGAGCGUGCGAUGGUUGUCGCCGGGUGAAAGAGAAAUGCGAAGGAGGUGUGCCGUGUCGGAGAUGUCUGCGGUACCGCCGCCAGUGCAAUUUUACUCACAUUGACCCCAAUGAGAAGACCCGGUCAACCUCUGUCUCACUUUUGGACCGUGCAGCCGCCCAGAGUCGAAAUGACAUCGCCGAGGCAGAACGGGUGCGCCUGAUGGAACGUCUCCUAUCGCACUAUGUUCCCAACGUCACUUUCGAUAUUCAGUCUCUGCGCCAGGCUGCAGAGGAUCUGAAGACCAAACACCGCGAUUCUGAGUCGGAUGCGAUUUCUACCCGGGGAGACCCAAAUGAGCUGGAGGAUCUUGCCAUUGAUGAGGAGGACUUUACAAUCAAGGCUAUGCCUGAUAACACAACCCAAUAUUCCGGGGAAUUUUCAUACUUGAAUUUCACAAUGAAGAUCCGGAAGAAGAUCGAUGAGUGGAUGAAGACUGCAGCACCCGAGGUAGGUUUCCGCGAAUUGUCGGUGAACAAAGCCACCCAUGCUAAGCCCUACCCGCAGGCGACUUCUGAAGUCGAGCCUUUUGAAGAGCGAUGGCGAAGUACACAACUCCAGUCCGCGUCACCUCAGGUAUCUGCCUCAAUUACAUGUCUACCACCGCGCUAUGUCGCCGAUUUUCUUGUCCAAAUCUUCUUCAAGUACGCACAAACCAAUAACUUUUACAUUGAGGAAGACUGGUUGAUCGAGAAAUUGGGCGUCUGCUACACUGACCCUGAAAGUUUGUCAUUUGACGAUGCAGGCGCAGUGUGCUGCAUUCUUAUGGUCCUGGCCGUGGGCACUCAAUUCGCACAUAUGGAGUCAUCCACACCUGUGAAUUGCUUGCCCUCAGGCUCUACAGCAAAUCAGGAUCAUCACUUUUCGGAGGAUGAGGUCGGACUCACGUUCUACCAAUUUGCCUCGAGGCUUUUACCAGACAUCAUCGCUACUGCUUCCGUUCGAAGCGUGCAGGCCUGUCUACUUAUCGGGACGUACUUGCUUCCAUUGGAUACUUCAGGGCUAUGCUACACAUACUUUGGCCUGGCACUCAAAUUGGCCAUUCAAAAUGGAAUGCAUCGGAGGUAUCACGGCGAAGGCUUGUCUCCGCGUAUGAUCGAAGUGCGGAAUCGGGUUUUCUGGACAGCUUUUACUAUCGAAAAGCGUAUAAGCAUUCUCCACGGCAGACCGUCAUCGUUGUCGGACCCCGACGUUGAUGGUCCCUUGCCGGUCGAUUUCCCUGGAUUGAUGCCCAUCAAUCAAAUUUCAAACCAUAAAAACAUGGUAACACUCAUUACAUUGACUUUGAAGCUCGGAGAGGUUUCAAAUGAAAUUAGCUCAUUGCGAAAAUACCGCAAAGAUCAACAGCAGGACUGUCUUGAACGAUUACUGAGUUGCCGGAAAAAUCUCGUUGAUUGGUGGUCGACUCUACCAGAAGAGGUUACCUGCCGUGAUCUGAAUCCUGCAGGGCCGCUCUUCAGGUCUAAUGUCCACCUCAAGCUAGACUACUGUCUGACUCGAGUCUUCAUUGGACGCCCUUUCCUUUUCAGUAAUAUCAAAGGCAUCUAUCCGACCCCUUCUCAAGGUCCCCCGUACAAGGGGUCUUCCGCCCUGUCCGGUCUGUCAAAGAAUCGCGCGACUCUUGUUACAGAUUGCGUGGAAGCGGCUUUAGAAAUCAUCGAUUUGUGCCGCUUGCUCCGUGAUGAGACCGGUCUCGCGCGAGCCUCGUUUACCGAAUUUAGUUCAUGCCGUGCAGCUUUGUUAGUCAUUUUGGCCCAGGGCCUGACCAAACGAACUGAAAGACUUGGUGCUGCUCUCGAACAGGGAAUUUCCCUAAUCAAGAUCAUGUCUAUGGGUGUUGGCUCAGCCCGUUCAGCUGUCAGUGUCAUAGAGGCGCUCGAACGUGCCAUUCGCCGCCUCGAAGCAUGGAGCGAGACACAACCGGAUAUGAGCAGCGGGGGUGGCGUCGAAUCCGCCUAUGACCGGUUUAAAAACUGGGAGAUGCUUUGGAAAGCAGGGCCUAUCUCGCCGUCCACGCUCGCGUGGCAACAGCAGGAAAAUUAUGCUUCAAGUGAGCAAAACGUCCCACAGAGCGUACCCUCUCAAGCCUCCACCAUGGCAGGUCCUUCUACUCUUCUUCACGGCAUGUCCCUGACGCCUCCUUCCGCGGCCAUGAUUGGCGUGGGUGGUACUGUUCCAACACCCGCUGUGCCUGAUCAUAGCAUUCCAGAAGGCGAAGAAGUCCCACUCCCCGACACUUUCUCCAUUUCUCAGCAGUCCCUCUCACAUAUGCCACACUUUGGCUUCGAUCAUUUUGUUUCCAAUUUCCCACAAGAGUUGGGCGAGUUCACUGCCAUUCCUUGCUUCGAGCCAGAUUCUCAGGCUCAGCCUAAUGGUUUGCCUGGUGCUGAAAUGAAGCCGCCAGGUGGCAGUUCUGACCCCCCUCACUGGCUGAACUUCAUGAGGGAUUCAUGA